AUGUUGGCUGGGACGGGGCCUCCCUCUACCACUGGGACACCAGUUUCAAGCCCUGAAAGCGCGAGAUCUGUCUUGGAAAAGCCAACAAUCGCCCAAGUCCCAGUAUCGGAGUCCGACUACUACCUGACCGGCUCAAAGCUAUACCUCGUUCUUACUGGCAUUGGUCUGGCCAUCUUCCUCUUUGCACUUGACGUAUCGAUUAUCUCGACGGCAAUUCCGGCCAUAACAGUGCGGUUCCACGCGACCACUGACAUCGGCUGGUACGCAGCAGCCUACCCUCUAUGCCUCUGCGCAUUGCAGCCUCUGUCUGGAAAGAUCUAUGCCAAUUUCAGUCUGAAAUGGGCCUACUUCGCCUUCGUCGGCAUCUUCCUCCUGGGCUCGCUCCUGUGCGCCGUUGCUACUAGCUCCAACAUGUUCAUCUGUGCCCGGGCCGUCACUGGCGUGGGCGCAGCAGGCAUCUUCUCCGGCUCUCUGUCAAUCCUGGCCAUCGUGGCUCCGCUUUCCAAACGAGCCCUCUACACCGCAGCGCUAGCAUCUCUCUUUGGAGUUGCCACAGUCACAGGCCCGCUUAUCGGAGGGGCCUUGACGACCAAGGUCUCAUGGAGAUGGUGCUUCUACAUCAAUCUCCCCAUUGGCGCCGUGACACUUGUUGCCUUGGCCUUGUUCUUCAGGCCACCCGUGCGAGAUUCCGACAAAGGGUCGUUGUGGGAGAAGAUACUCAAGAUUGACGUCGUGGGCUGUGUCCUCUUCGUCCCCACCGUCGUCAUGGCCCUCCUGGCUCUGCAAUGGGGAGGUCACGAGUACCCAUGGAAGUCAGCCACCGUCAUCGGCCUUUUCUGCGGGGCCGCUGCACUGGCGGUGGCGUUUCUUGCGUGGGAGUGGCACAAGGGCGACGACGCCAUGAUUCCCUUCUCCAUCCUGCUCCAGCGCUCGGUUUUGCUGAGCUGUCUCUUCAUCGCAUUCAUGAUGGGCAGCUACAUCGUCAACAUCUACUACCUCCCCGAAUGGUUCCAGGUGAUCAAAGACGCCACGCCCCUCCACAGCGGCGUCAUGACCCUUCCGGCGGUUAUUGCCCAAGUCCUCGGCGCCACCAUUGCAGGCCUGAUCAUCAACCGUACCGGAUACCACAACCCAUGGUCUUUCAUAGGCAUGGCAUUCAUGGCCACAGCCUCGGGUCUGUACACCACGCUCGACACAUCGACCGGCCACGCCAAGUGGAUCACCUACCUCGUCUUUCAAGGCGUGGGCGGUGUCGCCAUGCAAAGCCCCCUGCUCGCCGUGCAAGCCGCGCUGGCAUCUCGACCGCAGCUCAUCCCGAUCGGCAUCUCGACGGUCGCCUUCUUCCAGUACUUUGGUGCGUCUGUGUUCCAGAGCAUCGCCUUGGCCAUCUUCCAGAACCAGCUCGUCAGCUCGCUCAAGUCGCACGCCGACGGCCUCACCCAGGACCAAGUCCAGUUGUUGCUCGACGCCGGGUCCGGACACGCUCGGAGGGUCACAUUGGAGUCCUUCCCCUCGAAGCUCCAGCCCGUGUUGUGGGCGUACAACAAGGCAAUCGCGAAUGUGUUUUAUGCUCCCAUGGGAGCCGCCAUCGUGGCUUUCUUCCUCGCGUUUGGCGUCGAGUGGAAGGACAUUCGGGCGGCAAAACCGGGCCCGCCGCGCCCGGAGAGCGACGGACGGGCUGAGCCUGUUGAGCAGCACGAGGUUAGGAACGACACCGUGGCGCGGGCAGACAAAGAAGACGUCAAGGUUUGA
Messenger RNA from Cladophialophora carrionii CBS 160.54, 1752 nucleotides. RefSeq lists its product as uncharacterized. The record is from RefSeq and is a predicted model, not a curated record. The coding region runs from base 1 to 1752 and encodes 583 amino acids. Gene Ontology annotation, molecular function: transmembrane transporter activity. Gene Ontology annotation, biological process: transmembrane transport. Lineage: Eukaryota; Fungi; Ascomycota; Eurotiomycetes; Chaetothyriales; Herpotrichiellaceae. The transcript has 4 exons.